CUUUCUUGGCAUGUUCGCAGUAAGGCAGCAGUAUAGGUUCAUUUACAGAUCAGAACUCAGUCUAGGUCUAGCUCUAAGUCUAACAGCGGCUGUAUUUACCCUAUGAGGUGCAUUUCUGUGUGCAGCACUGCGUGUUUUUAGCCCUCCUGCUUUAGUCCAUGGAGACUAGAGAGCUAAAUUAAUGAGUUUAUGUACAUCGACUUGGAUUGUAGCAGCAUGGCAGUGCACGGUCAGGAGGGAGCCAGACGGGCAGCAGUGAUAGUGGACACUGAACAUGUCCUGCAUCCAAAGAAUGGAUCAGUGAUCCAUUCAUUGAAGACUGAAGAGGAGGGCGAGCUCGUAAAAGAGGAGCUCCAUGAUGCAUCUCCCCUUUAUCCUCCACAUAAACGCCCAACACAGGUACAGCAUCAUGAAGGCAUAGUGGGAGAGCAGUGUGCAGUCCAGGAUUCAGCAUGUGUGGAAAGUCUGUUUGUAGUUAUUAAAACAGAGCCAGAAGAAAUAAAUGCGUCUGCACAAAGUGGUGAAGACCACAGGAUAGCACAGGACUGUGGAUAUGAAGAGGAAAAUGAGGACCACCAGUCUCUCCAUGAGAUAAAGGAAGUGCCCAGUUCGGUAGUUAUUAAAACAGAACCAGAUCUACAGAGACUGAAGUGUGAAUCUGAAAGUGAGAACCAUCACAUACCUCAGCAGGGGGAACCUUACCUGCCUCCUCUCUGUAAAACAGAAGCAGACACUGUGGAAGUCUCUUACCCCCUAUACAGCGGCGCUGGUGAACAGACCUGCAUACAGAUGUGGUCAGUCCAGCAUGUGGACUGUAAGCAAAUACCAGAGUUGAUGGGAGACCAAGAGGAUUCAAAUACAAGUCAGCCAUCCUCAAAUAAUGGGAGCAGAUCUCCAGCUGGCCGACAAAUUCUGGACAAAAAGAUUACCAGAGAAGGAAAGCAUGGGAAACAUGUCCAUCGCCUGGACAAACCCGGUAAAGAACACAGCAGACUAAAGUCUUACUCCUGUUCUGAAUGUGGAAGUACAUUCUCUAAAUCAUCAGCCUUUUACAGCCACAUGAGAAUACACACCGGUAAGAGGCUGUACCAGUGCUCUCAGUGUGACAAGUCCUUCACCCAGUCAAGAUCCUUCAAAACCCACCAGAGAACACACACCGGAGAAAAGCCGUACCAGUGCGCUCAGUGCGGGAAGACGUUCACGCGGACAGACGUGCUCCAGAUCCAUCAGAGGACUCAUACCGGUGAGAAGCCCUACCUUUGCUCUCAGUGCGGCAAGAGCUUCACUCGGUUAGACGUCUAUCAGAACCACCGUAGGAUUCAUACCGGAGAGAAGCCUUACCAGUGCUCUCAGUGCGCCAAGACGUUUACACGCUUAGACGUCUACCAGAAUCACCAGAGGAUACACACGGGAGAAAAGCCCUAUCAGUGCUCCGUCUGCGGAAGGCGCUUCUUGUACUUGUCGAACAUCAGGAACCACGAGAGGACGCACACAGAGGAGAGGCCGUACCGAUGCUCUUUGUGUGAUAAGACGUUCAUUCAGUCGGGACACCUUACCAAACAUCUGAGAACGCACACAGGAGAGAAGACGUAACAAAGCUGUGAAAAUACUCUCUUGUUAAAUCACCCUUUGAUUACAUCCUGUGGAUUAAUAUUCCGUAAUUACACAGCAAACAGUGCAAAGAAGUUAGUCGUGUGCAAAAGUUUUGGCACCCCUGGUCAGUUGACAUUUUGUUGAUUUUUUUUGUUUUUUUAAAGUGAAACACAUCCUCUACAGCCCAUGUGACAAACACAAGGCCCGCGGGCCAAAUCAGUCAUUUCUAUUAGUAUUAGCCCAUUUCACCCUGAGCUGCACUAUAGUUCAUAUUGUGAGCCCCACCCCCUCCCUAGCAACGGUCUGCCAGGUGUCUAGUUCAAGCGAAUGGGCAGCUUUAAAAAAACCUUGCUGUCUAAUGAGGAUAUUUAAAGAGGUUUAACAGUUACCUGCAGCUAAUUUUUGAGUCAUUCAGUUACUCAGUGCCUAUUUUCUGCUGUUGUAGCUUAGACAAAUUUUGAAUAAACAAUAGCCAGUUGGGGUCAUGGCAAAAUAUUACGUAAAAAUAAAAGCACAUCUGACCCAUUUGUGCUGGGAUUUUUUAAUAUGGCCCUCUUAGUCGUUGACUUUGACAACCGUGCUCUACAGAGAACACACUUCUGCACAUAUUAAUGCUCAACUCCUUUCCUUUUUAACAUAUUGGGAAAAAAUACAGCAUAAGACGUGACUUGUACGUAAGGAACAUUUUACAUAUUAUGUUACAUCUUCUCAAUAUUUUAAAUUCGGCAAAUAAAUAGAAAUUGUGCACUAAAAUUUGCACAA
Colossoma macropomum (tambaqui) is the source of this 2355-nucleotide messenger RNA. RefSeq names its product zinc finger and SCAN domain-containing protein 2-like. The coding region runs from base 190 to 1593 and encodes 467 amino acids. The record is from RefSeq and is a predicted model, not a curated record. NCBI's taxonomy places the organism in Eukaryota, Metazoa, Chordata, Actinopteri, Characiformes, Serrasalmidae. Gene Ontology annotation, biological process: regulation of transcription by RNA polymerase II. Gene Ontology annotation, molecular function: DNA-binding transcription factor activity, RNA polymerase II-specific; RNA polymerase II cis-regulatory region sequence-specific DNA binding. The transcript is spliced from 3 exons.